This is a messenger RNA of Cadophora gregata, 2172 nucleotides long. RefSeq lists its product as uncharacterized. Lineage: Eukaryota; Fungi; Ascomycota; Leotiomycetes; Helotiales; Ploettnerulaceae. The coding region runs from base 1 to 2172 and encodes 723 amino acids. The transcript is spliced from 2 exons. The record is from RefSeq and is a predicted model, not a curated record.
AUGGCAACCGCGAUGGCCUACAGCAAAGAUGCUGCGGCGAGUAGCAGUGCGGGACCAGUGAGGAAGAAGCUCAAGACUUCAGACAUACCUCUAUCUUCUGCGACGCGACUUUCGAUUGAUGAGCUUGCACACAAGUUUAAGAAGAAGGGAGGCUACGAUUCCUUGCGUAAGCAGGUUUGGGAAGAUCUGGAAAAAACAGAAUUUGAGAAAGAGUUCACGGAAUCUUUACUUCAGGUCGCUGAAGACGAAAUCGAAAAGAACCCAUCCCAACUUCUUAAAUUAGAGCGCGGCAAAGCAGCAGCUUUGAUUGAGGGUGCAGUUGAUCGAGCAGGUGUCUACCAAACCGCAGAAGCACGAAUCGAUACUUUGAUCGAUGCACAUAUUGAGGACAUUGAAACGGGAAUCAGAGCGCUAAGAAGAGAAGAUGUUGGCGAGGAAGUGGCUGCUGCAGAGCAUGCCAGGGGUGGCAAGACUGAUGAGCAGUAUGCUGAGGAUGCAGCGAACAGAAGAGACGCUAGGGAGAAGGUCAGACAGGAGGCUCGGGCGAAGGAGCUGGCUAUCAUCGACGAGAAGCGGAGAGAGGAAAGGGCUAAGAGAAAGGAGCAAGAGAAGAGAGAGGAGGCUGAACAGGAGAGGAGGCGGGCAGAGAGAGAAGCCCGGCGUAAGGCUGAGAGAGAAAGGGAAGAAGAAAAGGAGAGGGAACGAGAGCGUGAUCGCGAACGUGAACGCGAACGUGAACGCGAGCGGGAUAGGGACAGAGAUAGAGAUCGGGAUCGGGACAGGGACAGGGACAGGGACAGAGACAGGGACAGAGAUAGGGAUCGUGGACGAGAUAGAGAUCGAGACCGAGACGAUCGAUACAAGCGACACGACGAACCUCUUGUUCGUCGAGAUUCGACCAGGGAGGUCAAGGAAUCAUCCGCUAACCCAGAGUUGUCGAAAGAGGAGAUUGAUCGUCUUGAGCAAGAAGCGCUGAAUGACCUCUUGAAGGAAGGCAAAAGAUUGUCACAACGUUCGAGGCAUCAACUGGAAGUCGAUAUCGACGAAAGUCUGGCACCGCCCCCAAAGAAAGCUACACCAGCCUCUGCUAUCAACCCUAUCUCUCGAGACUCGCCAGUUAAAUCCGAUGUCAAGAAGUCAAUAGCACCCCCGACUGGACCGAAAGCGGAUGCAUUCAAGACGCCACACCUACCUCAUGACAGAUCCGACGAUAGAAGGAGGAGCCGGAGCCGUGACCGAGGAUCCAGGAGAUCUAGCCGGAGUCGGAGUCGACGACGCCAUGAUAGUAGAGACAGGGAUUCCCGGCCUCGCCGUCGAGAUAGUCGAGAGGAUAGACGGAGACGUUCCAGAGACCGAAGUUACUCACCUGACAGACGCCGCAGCUACCGAAAUGAUAGCCGGAACCGUGAGAAGCGCGAUCGUGACCGAAGCCGUGACCGAGUAAGACCUGCUAGCCCUCCCCCAAGAGAUUCAGACCUGGAGAAAUGGAAAGUUGCUGAAGCCAAGAAGCGUGAAGAACAGGCCAAGGCAUACAAGAUAGCCCAGGAAGAAGCCCGGAAGAAUGGCCUACCAGUUCCCGGAUGGUCCGAUCGCUCUAAGAGAGAAGAUGGUUCCCCAUCAAGACGCACUGAUGACAAUCGAGUUGCUAGCCCUGUUUCAGCCCGAAAGAGAGACGGCUCUCGUGAAAGAGACCGCGAUCGAAGUUCCCGUGCUAGAAGUAGGUCCAGGUCACCAGUUGGUAGACGUGGAAGCCGCAUCGAGAGAUCUACAAGUCCUGUCAACAUUGAUCGUUAUGUCCCUGGUGCAGGAAGUAGAAGCACGCGUCGUGAGAGUACUGCGAAGCGAGAGAGAAGUCGUAGUCGGGACAGAGAACGUGACAAGGAUAGAGAUUCCCGUCGACCGAGGGAGGACGAGAAGACUCGUAGACGAAGUCGAUCAAGAAGCAGAAGCCGUCGUCGUGAUAGAGACAGAGAUAGGGAUAGGACGAGGGCUAGAUCCAGAAGUCGAAGCCCCUACACGAAGCGAGAGCGAAGGGAUAGAAGUCGAAGUCGUGAUAGGGAUCGGGACAGGAGACGAGACCGAUCUAGAAGCAGGGAAAGGGAUCGAGAUAGGAAGCGAAGUGACCGUAGCCGCAGUCGUGGUAGCAGACGAGAGUCUUCCAGGCGGGAGUAA